UGCUCAAUAACUUGUUCACACUAAAUGGCCUGCAGUGUAAAUAAUGUUUCGAUAUUAUUUGACAGUAAUUGUUAAUAAUUUUUGUAACGUCUACGAUAAUGGAGCAGUUACCAUCGAUAAACUUCAAUCAUGCCCAAAGAGUAAAGUAAAUAAACCACAAGAUCAUGCCCUUUUGACACUGACAGUUUCACAUGUUUUAUUUUGUUUUUUUGGAAUACGGCAAAAUAUAUUUUUAUAAAUUGAUUUUAACCAAUUACAAUUGAAACUUAUUUAUUGUUUGUACAUGUGCUUAGUAUCUUAGUCUAGUGUAUACGCAAAAAUGAAUCUUUCAGAUCCAUCUGGUGAUGACGAUUCAAGUAUGGAUGAACCCAGUUCAAAACGAAAAUACUCUGUGGAUGAAACUGUAAUACCAACAAAACGUAGGCGAGCAGAUACAUAUGGUACUUCGUCUACAACUUCACAUGGAUCAGUUUUGCAAGAAUCUGAUGAUGAACCGUCAGGAACUACAAAGUAUUUAUCACGGGAGCAAUCCAUUAAUCAGUUUAAUUCGUCUGAAGCUAGCGCAGAUGAUAAUAUUAGAGGUAGUCGUAGUAGUCUCAGUGAAAAUGAAUCUUCACCCAAUGACAGAUAUGAUGAUUACCGGCCAGUUUUAGAGAACAAUGAUACAGACAAUGGGGAGUCAUCGAUGAGACCAAAUUUUCAGGAAAUAACUGACUUAAACUCUUCUUACAAGAAUCAAUCCAAUAAUAUUGAUGAUUCUUAUGGAAAAAAUUAUUCAGAUAAAUCAAAACGAAUGAUGAGUAACAUGGGUUUCAAGCCAGGAAGAGGUCUAGGUAAACGUGAAGAUGGUCGAGUAGAACCUGUAGAAGCUUCAACUCAAAAGGGUAGACGAGGCUUAGGUUUAAAACCAUCUGUUGUUGGUAAUCUGCCACAGAGCUUUAUGUGGAAUGCUGAUGAUGCAAAACCAGAAGCAGAAGAAAAACCUACAUGGAUAUCGCCUGCUCAGAAUGAUACAUUACAUACUGAUCAAUUACAGAAAUGGUUAAAAAAAGGGGCUAAAAAACUGAACAUUGAUGAUGAAACGAAUUUUGUAGAUGCCAAUGUACUGAAAGGUAUUUUAGAAUCAAAGACAAUUUUCGAUAGUUUAGAUGACGAAGAUUUACGACAUGCAAGAUUUCGAAGCAAUCCGUACGAAACAAUUGGUUCAGUAAUGUUUUUAAAUCGCGCUGCCGUUAAAAUGGCCAAUAUGGAUGCUGUAUUUGGUUUUAUGUUCACGGAGCAUGAAAAGUUAAACCAGAAUACGGAAAAAAAACCAGACCAAAAUUUAGUAAAAGAAAUUUUGUACUUUGCUGACGUAUGUGCAGGUCCUGGUGGCUUUUCUGAGUAUGUUCUAUAUCGGAAAGGGUGGACAGCUAAAGGUUUCGGAUUUACCUUAAAAGGCAGGAAUGAUUUCAAACUUUCUGAUUUUUAUGCUGGUACACCUGAAACUUUUCAUCCUUAUUAUGGAAUCAAAGGAGACGGCGAUAUAUUUGAUCCAGCAAAUCUUACAUCUUUAAAGGACCAUGUAAUGAGCCAAACUAACCAGACAGGUGUGCAUUUCCUCAUGGCAGAUGGAGGAUUUUCAGUGGAAGGUCAGGAGAACAUUCAGGAAAUAUUGUCAAAGCAACUGUAUUUGUGUCAAUGCCUUGUUGCCUUGAUGAUUGUGAGACCAGGCGGCCACUUUGUGGUGAAGCUGUUCGAUGUUUUUACCUUAUUCAGCGUUGGGUUGAUUUAUAUCAUGUAUAAAUGCUUUGACCAAGUAAGCAUUCACAAACCGGUGACCUCGAGACCAGCAAACUCCGAAAGGUAUCUUAUAUGCAAGUCAAAGAAAGAUCGAACGGAUUCUGCUGAGAAACACCUUUUCCGUGCCAACAAGAUUUUGUGUGACGAUGACAAUGAUGUUAUCGAACUUGUACCACUGAAUAUUAUAGAAGAAGAUGUAGACUUCUAUAGCUACAUUUAUAAUAGCAACUGUUCAUUGGGUGCAAAGCAAAUAACAAAUUUAUUGAAAAUUGCAGAAUUCAGUAAGAACAGAAGUUUAAAAGAGCAAAGUCAAGCGCAAAUGAGAGAUAAGUGUCUUAAAUUAUGGAGAUUACCAGACGAGGUGAGGACGCAACCAAAACGUCUUAGUCCUGGUGACACGUUGUCGUCUAUUUUAACAAUUAUAACAAAUUUUCAAGGGAAAAUUAAAACGUCUAUACCUCAUGCACAUGAUCCUCAAGCUUUUAAAACACAUAUAUUGAACAAACCGCCGGAAUACCUAAAUAGUGUAGAUAAUUUAAAUGUUUUCAAACAUGUUUACGAUUGGCAUUUCAUGUUUUUAAGUAGCGGAAAAGAUUCCCGUUCCACUUUGAGUAUAUUCAUAGGUUGUGGUGGAAAACAAGUGUUCCAGUUAGAAGACAAUGGCUGGAAAAAUGUUUCAAAUUUACAGCUUACAUUACCUGCAAAGACACUUAUCUAUGGAGAGAUUGUGAAAGAAUAUAAAGGUGAAGGGAGUAUUCAAAUUCACACUAAAGCCCUGCAUAUUAUAGAUGCUAUGAUACUGGGCGGAAGGGAUAUAUCGCGUCUACAUCUGACUGAAAGAAUUAAUCAGUGUGAUUUAUUUUGCACGGCGCUGAGCAAUCCCACUGAUACCCAAGCCUUACCAAUUAGAUGUAAAAAGUUAUACAAUAUGGAAGAAUUUUCGUCAGUGGUAGAGAAUGUAAAGUAUCGUGCAAUGAAGAGAGUUAAGCAAGCUGUUACUGUAGAUUUACCGGACGGAAUUGAUACCGAUGAAAAGUUUUACCAAGUCGAAUCUAUUUUAUUUAUGAAGCAGAUAAAAGAACCGUGGAUUGCGCAGAUGUCGAAAAAAACGGGCCAUAAAUAUUACUUCGCCCUCGGAAAGGAUAAUAAGCCGCUAAGUGAAUACUUUAUUCCGACCGAAGCUAAGUUAGACAUGAUUAGUGCAUAUACAAAUAGAAUAAUGUGGCCGUGGGAGCCGGCUGCGGCUACCGCAAUCUUGAAUGGCACUCUUCGAAAUGGUGUGUCGAAAAAAGACAUGCUAGACUAUAUUAAAAACAAUGUAGGUAAUUAAAAUAUAAUAUAGUGUUUAUGUUAUAAAAUAUUGUUACUGUUAUAAUAGGCCUAAGCAUAUGAAUAAUAAUAUUAUACAAAUGUAAUUGGAGUUCGAAAGUGGCACCAGACAAAAUGUAAUGCGGCAG
Messenger RNA from Achroia grisella, 3239 nucleotides. RefSeq names its product cap-specific mRNA (nucleoside-2'-O-)-methyltransferase 1 (gene Cmtr1). Gene Ontology annotation, molecular function: nucleic acid binding; methyltransferase cap1 activity. The coding region runs from base 320 to 3112 and encodes 930 amino acids. Gene Ontology annotation, cellular component: cytoplasm; nucleus. Lineage: Eukaryota; Metazoa; Arthropoda; Insecta; Lepidoptera; Pyralidae. Gene Ontology annotation, biological process: 7-methylguanosine mRNA capping. The record is from RefSeq and is a predicted model, not a curated record. The transcript has 14 exons.